Messenger RNA from Trypanosoma cruzi, 565 nucleotides. RefSeq lists its product as uncharacterized. NCBI's taxonomy places the organism in Eukaryota, Euglenozoa, Kinetoplastea, Trypanosomatida, Trypanosomatidae. The transcript has a single exon. The annotation marks the transcript as partial. The record is from RefSeq and is a predicted model, not a curated record.
AUGGCACGCGCCACGGGAGAGAAGGGUGGCCGCGGGAUUUUCCGAGGGAGGAGGGGUGCGACACGACCUUACGAAAACGUUGAUGGGUGCGGCAUUUGCUGCGGGGAUUGUUCAGGAGAUGUAGCGGACGCUUCUGCCGCUAGGGGCUAUGCCACUCGGGCACGUGACGCGCUACAGGAGAAGUGCAUUCGAUUGGCGUUUUGCAGGGCGUUCCCACACAACAACCGAGUGCGCGUGCACACCACGUUUCUCACCCUCGCUGGAGUUGAUUUCAUUCUGGUGGAACGCACCAUCACUGGCUGCGACGACGCGGUGUACCGUGCGAACCGCGACGUGUGGGAGCAUGUUCCUCGCGGUCAGGCCAGUGUCCUCAUUGCGGAUCCUGGGGAGGGUGCGCCCCGCCUGGUGGCGACACUUCAGGGCCUGCGGAAGUUCGGUCAGUUCGACGCGCCGUAUGGUGUGGAAUGCGGGACGCCUGUUGUGGCGGUGGCACUUGAAGCAAUUGACGGUGACUGCGGCCACGUGACGGCCUUCGCACACGACGGAGAGCGAUUCUGGCUGCUGA